Anastrepha obliqua is the source of this 1750-nucleotide messenger RNA. Its product is annotated as farnesyl pyrophosphate synthase-like. The coding region runs from base 140 to 1345 and encodes 401 amino acids. The transcript has 9 exons. Gene Ontology annotation, cellular component: cytoplasm. Gene Ontology annotation, biological process: trans, trans-farnesyl diphosphate biosynthetic process. Lineage: Eukaryota; Metazoa; Arthropoda; Insecta; Diptera; Tephritidae. The record is from RefSeq and is a predicted model, not a curated record. Gene Ontology annotation, molecular function: (2E,6E)-farnesyl diphosphate synthase activity; dimethylallyltranstransferase activity.
CAUUGGCAAAAUAAAUGAAAACGGGAUAAGUGAUAGUGAAAUUGAGUUGAAAUUUUGGCUAAAAACCGUUCAAGUAAAAGGAUUAAAAAAUACUCGCCAUCAUCAUAAGGCAACAAAUUUAAAGGAAAUCACAACGAAAAUGCUUUCGAAAGUACACAAAUGGCCACAGAUAUAUUCUACUGUACGGGCAACGAUUGGCGCAUGUUGUCCCCACGCCAACAAUACAACUUUUGCUCAGCCGCCAAUGUCCCAAUGCAUUGGAAAAUCAGAGCGUGCCUGUUCAACAAUGGAAAAUCCUUACCCAGGUGUAAAGAUAUCGGAUGAAGAGAACCGUGAAUUUAUGGACGUAUAUCCAGAUAUUGCGCGUGACCUUGCUGAGAUAGUUGGUAGGGACAAUAACAAGGACGCUGCAAAAUGGUUUAGAAAGGCCUUGGAUUAUAACAUAGCAACGAACCUCAAAAAAAACGGUCCAAUCACCGCUUUGACUUACAAAUAUUUUGUCAAGGGCAAUGAACUCACUGCCGAAAAAUUGAAAUUGGCUCUCAUACUUGGCUGGUGUAUUGAACUGCUGCAUUACGCGCUCCUCAUGUUCGAUGACAUCAUGGACAAGAGCACCACACGUCGGGGCCAGGUGUGCUGGAAUGCAUUGGAAGACGUUGGUCUCAAUGCUGUGAAUGAUGCGCUCAUGAUUGAGAAUUCCACCUAUGUAUUGCUCAGAAAGCACUUCCGUCAUCUGGAUUGCUAUGUGGAUCUGAUAGAUUUGUUCCAUGAAAGUUGCUUUGAAUGUUUACGUGGACAGUCAAUAGAUAUGCUCAUUUGCAAAAGGAAUGUCAACACUUUCACUAUGGAGGCGUGCAAUUCGAUUGUGGACCACAAAACUGCAUCUCAUUUGCUCUAUUUACCUGUAGCUGCUGGUAUGCACUUAGCGGGAGUUAAAAACCAGAAGAUAUACGAUGAAUGUAAAGCGAUUACAUUUGAAUUAGGUCAUUUCUUCCAAGUGCAAAAUGAUUUCCUUGAUUACUUUGGAGAUCCUCACAAAACUGGCAAAACUGGCACAGAAGAUAUACAGGCUAAUAAGUGUACCUGGUUGGUGGCAUCUCUCUUGGAAAAAGCUAGCCCGGAACAGAAAAAAAUUUUAGAGGAAUGCUAUGGACAAGAUGAUCCCGAGAAGCUAGCUCGUGUUAGACAACUCUAUGAAGAAUUGAAUAUACGCCAUAUCUACGCCAAAUACGAGGAAGAAUCUUACAAGAGGAUAAAAAAACUUAUUCAAAACGCAUCGGAGGAUGCACCACGUGAAGUUUUUCAAUUGCAACUUAACGUAAUUUUUGAUGAAGCAUUCCUAUAAUAGAAAAGUAGUUGAUAAGAAAUAGUAAAUAGUAAUAAAUUGUGGGCUGAAAAAAUGUCAGCUACUAGAUAAGUAGAUACUUUGGUAAUAUUUCAGAGCUAAAUCGCACCGAGACCGAAUUGUGCUGGAUUAUUUGACCAAACUCCAAGUAAAUACCAUCGUGCAAGCACCGUAUUCACCUGAUAUGGCUCCGUGCGACUUCUUUUUGUUUCCCAAGUUGAAGUUUCCCCUUCGUGGAAGGAGAUUUCAGUCGCUCGAUAGAGGAGGUCAAAGAGAAUGCGACGAAGGAGCUGAAGACCAUCCCUUCGUCGGCCGACCAGGGGUGCAUGGAGGAGUGGGUUCAGCGUUGGCACAUGUGUGUUGCUUCAGAUGGAAGGAGAUAAAAUGAAUUUGCCUGAAAUUUAA